Molecule: messenger RNA, 1731 nt
Organism: Fragaria vesca subsp. vesca
Lineage: Eukaryota; Viridiplantae; Streptophyta; Magnoliopsida; Rosales; Rosaceae
Product: mRNA cap guanine-N7 methyltransferase 1-like
Exons: 13
Coding region: 88-1200 (370 amino acids)
Biological process (GO): 7-methylguanosine mRNA capping
Cellular component (GO): nucleus
Molecular function (GO): mRNA 5'-cap (guanine-N7-)-methyltransferase activity
Source: RefSeq, a predicted model, not a curated record
ACAAUACCAAUUUUUUGUUUCUUUGCUUUUUGAUAGCAAGGCUCUGAUUUUGAGCCCCAUUCGAUUCUGCCAUUUUGAUCCUUGGCCAUGAAACGAGGCUACUCGGAAUCGUCCUCCACCUCCGUUGGGCCACCUCAAUCGAGGUUCAAAGCCAACCCAGAAGAUGAUUCAAAUUUCUUGGAGGAUGAAAGCACAAAGAUUUUUGCACGAAAAGUGGCCGAUCAUUAUAGUGCAAGGACAAAUCAAACUCUGGAAGAACGAGAAGCUAGCCCAAUCAUCCAUCUAAAAAAGCUUAACAAUUGGAUUAAGAGCGUCUUAAUUCAGCUCUAUGCUCGCCGUGGAGAUGCUGUUCUUGAUCUUGCAUGUGGCAAGGGAGGUGAUCUCAUCAAAUGGGACAAGGCCAAAAUUGGGUACUACGUUGGCAUUGAUAUUGCUGAAGGAUCGAUAGAAGAUUGUCGUACCCGUUACAAUGGUGAUGCCGAUCAUCAUCAACGCCGUAAAAAGUUUACAUUUCCUGCACGUCUUAUCUGUGGAGACUGCUAUGAGGUUCGACUGGAUAAAGCCCUAGCAGAUGAUGCACCCUUUGAUAUUUGCAGUUGCCAGUUUGCCUUGCAUUAUUCCUGGUCCACUGAAGCACGUGCACGGAGAGCCCUGGCGAAUGUUUCAGCUUUACUCCGCCCAGGCGGAACUUUCAUUGGAACAAUGCCAGACGCCAAUGUGAUCAUCAAAAAGCUGAGAGAAGCUGAAGGAUUGUUCUUUGGAAAUAGUGUGUACUGGAUACGAUUUGAUGAAGAAUUUUCUGAAAAGAAAUUCAAGUCUUCAAGCCCCUUUGGUAUCAAGUACAAGUUUCACCUGGAGGAUGCUGUUGAUUGCCCUGAAUGGAUUGUCCCCUUUCAUGUAUUCAAAUCAUUGGUAGAAGAGUAUGAUAUGGAGUUAAUUUUUGCGAAGAACUCUCAUGAAUUCGUGCACGAGUACAUGAAAAGGCCAGAGUAUGUGGAAUUAAUGCGGAGGCUUGGUGCAUUAGGUGAUGGUAACCAAGAUCAGAGUACACUAUCACAAGACGAAUGGGAAGUAGCCUAUUUGUACAUGUCAUUUGUCUUAAGGAAGCGGGGCCAACCUGAUCGCACUCAAGCAAAUAGUAGAAGAGAUAAAGGCAAGAUGCAUAUAUCAAAAGAGGACAUAUUGAACAUUGAACAUUAGUAUAUCGCACGCUGAACAUGUUUCAAAGUUCCAUUUUCAUAGCACAAAAGAAAGAAGCUUUUGCAGUACACAGAAACCCUACUUGUCCAAAUGGGUGAGGGAAGAGCUAACUGCCAGACUGUUCCGCUACUUGCUCUGAGAAAGUCUGUAGAUGUACAACAAUCUGGGAUUGUGAUCUACAACACUGAGCUCAUGUUUUCCCUCCGUAACAGUUCCAGUUCCAGUACAUUUGCUAAUUGGAAUGAUAUCUGCCUGGUUGUUGGUCGAUGAUUGAUUCAACACUGGAAAAAUUGGUUCAAAUUUAAGGGUAUUUGAUAACUAAAGUUUUUAACAGUUAGUAAUUGUUAGUGUUGAAAAAUGGUGCACACAUGGAAAUUUCUUCUUCUGGCAUCCAGGAAGGCAACAACCAAACUCUCUACUGGUGUACAAAAUGAAGUUGACAUUUCUACCAACAUAUCAACUACGCCCAAAUUUGACAUUCGCAUGUGCACCUUCAACUUUUCGAGGUGGCGAACGUGUACACCCAAUUCU